CCCUUCAACUUAUCUUUCUUCACCAAACUGGUUUUCUCUCUCUCUCUGACACUCUCUCUUUCUAUCUCUCUUCAAUUUGCAGAAUGAGUAACGCGUUGUAACAAUCUUCAAGGAGCUUGCUAUAUUGAUUCUCUUGAUUUGUGUUUCGUUGAGAUGGGUAACGGGAUAGGGAAGUUGACGGUGUGUUUCACCGGCAACGGCGGUGGCCGGAAGCACGAUAUAUCGAUUUUAUUCACGGAGCCACUGGAUGAAGGAUUGGGUCACUCGUUCUGCUACGUGAGACCCGACCCGACCCGGAUGUCGUCGUCGAAGGUUCACUCAGAGGAAACGACGACGUUCAGAACGAUCUCCGGCGCUUCUGUCAGCGCCAACACGUCAACACCGUUGUCGACGGCGUUCAUGGAUUUGUACUCGUACGGUUGUAUUGAUAGAGCUGCGGCGUUUGAGAGCUCAACCUCCUUCGCCUCGCUUCCUCUGCAACCGAUUCCGAGGAGCUUCAUGAAUUCCGGUACGUUUUCUGGGAAUCUCGGAGCUGGAGGUGGGUUUCCGAGUUCGGGUACUUUGGAGAGAGGGUUUCUCUCGGGUCCGAUUGAGCGUGGGUUCAUGUCGGGUCCGAUUGAUCGGAGCGGGUUGUUUUCGGGUCCGAUGGAGAAGGACGGCGGCGGAGAGCAGUUUCAGAGGAGCUUCUCCCAUGGCGGUGGUUUUACGGUGAGGCCCAGGACGAGGAAGAGUCGGUGGAUUAAGGCGCUGAGGAGGGCGAUAUCGAAGACUCUGCCUCGUGGGCAGAACUCGAUUGUUACUCCGAUUAAAGGAGUGGCGGCGAAGGAGCCGGAGUGGAUCGCUGCUGCGGCGGCGGCGGCGGAGAAGCAGCAGCAGCAUAACGAGAAUUUGAGUGUGAAUUUGAGCAGCGAAGGUAGUUUGGAAGACGAUGAUUCGAUGGAGAGUCAGAAUCUUCAGUGGGCACAGGGGAAAGCAGGGGAGGACCGCGUUCACGUGGUGGUAUCGGAGGAACACGGUUGGGUCUUCGUCGGAAUCUACGACGGUUUCAACGGUCCUGAUGCACCUGAUUAUCUUCUCUCAAAUCUUUACAACUACGUGCACAAGGAACUGAAAGGGUUGCUCUGGGAUGAUGGGGUUGCUCCAGAGAAUUCGAAUUUGGAAGAAACGCAAGAAGAUUCGAUGGUGAUCGGUGAUAUUGAUGUUGAUGAUGGUGUUGUUGGGAAAAAUGAUGAUCACAGGUUUGCAGAUGCUUGUGCUUGUGCAAGUGGUGAUGCGGUUCCGAAGGGAAAAAUAGGGAAGAAUUCUAAGAAAGCUGCAUCCAAGAAACGAGAGGAGAAUCAGAGAAGGUGGAAGUGUGAGUGGGAUCGUGAGAGAUUAGAGCUUGAUCGAAGAUUAAAGGAGCAACUAAAUGGAACUCGAUCCGGGUCUUGUAAUGGUGGUUCUAUUAACCAUGCUGAUGUGUUGGAAGCUCUAUCUCGAGCUCUGAGGAAGACAGAGGAGUCUUACCUUGAUGUCGCGGAUAAGAUGCUAGGCGAAAAUCCGGAGCUUGCUUUGAUGGGUUCUUGUGUUCUUGUGAUGUUGAUGAAAGGGGAAGAUGUUUAUGUGAUGAAUGUGGGGGAUAGUAGAGCUGUGUUGGCUCAAAAGGCUGAGCCUGAUUACUGGAUUGGGAAGAUCAGACAGGACUUGGAGAGAAUCAAUGAAGAGACCAUGAAUGAUCUUGAGUCAUGGGAUGCAGACACAUCUAAUCUUGUUCCCACUCUAAGUGCACUUCAGCUUACAAAGGAUCAUAGUACCAAUGUUGAUGAGGAAGUUUAUAGAAUAAAAAGAGAGCACCGGGAUGAUCCUUGUGCUGUGGUAAAUGAUCGUGUUAAAGGCUCUCUCAAGGUUACUCGAGCAUUUGGUGCUGGAUUUCUCAAACAGCCCAAGUGGAACAAUGCACUUCUGGAGAUGUUUAGAAUAGACUAUGUAGGAAACUCUCCUUACAUCACCUGCCUACCAUAUCUAAAACACCACAGAUUAGGCCCAAAGGACAAAUUUUUGAUCUUGUGCUCCGACGGGCUCUACCAGUACUUGUCGAACGAAGAAGCGGUAGCCGAAGUUGAGCUUUUUAUCACGUUGCAACCCGAGGGAGACCCGGCUCAGCAUUUGAUUGAAGAGGUGCUGUUCCGCGCUGCAAAGAAAGCUGGUUUGGACUUUCAUGAGUUGCUAGAAAUUCCACAAGGCGAUAGGCGUCGUUACCAUGAUGAUGUUUCCAUCAUUGUUAUUUCUUUGGAAGGAAGGAUAUGGAGAUCAUGUGUAUAACCAUUUUGAGAACCAUAAUCAAAAGAAAAAAGAAAAAAAGAGGAUGUACACUCCUUCAGGAUCCUCCUUGCUCACCUUCCUUGAAAUAGCACCUAAAUUAUAGCAUGUUUUGAUUGUUGGUGGCAGAGUUCAAAUUAGGGUAACUCCUGAAGCUACACAACGAGUUUCCACCGCAGAACCAAACAUGCUAUGCUAUUUAGUUUUCAGGCGGGUGGCAAGGAUUGUAAAGAUGUAAAAGGUGGAUUUUGUUGAUUAUAACUUUUCUCCCACAUAAAAUGUAAUUUUUGUAAUAAAAAGCCAUUCCUUAAAAAAUCUCUUUCAUGGUGCACAAAGCACUAGCAACCUCCA
Messenger RNA from Lotus japonicus, 2649 nucleotides. RefSeq names its product probable protein phosphatase 2C 4. The coding region runs from base 154 to 2301 and encodes 715 amino acids. The transcript is spliced from 4 exons. Gene Ontology annotation, molecular function: protein serine/threonine phosphatase activity. The record is from RefSeq and is a predicted model, not a curated record. Gene Ontology annotation, biological process: protein dephosphorylation. NCBI's taxonomy places the organism in Eukaryota, Viridiplantae, Streptophyta, Magnoliopsida, Fabales, Fabaceae.